CCUCCUGAAGUCACCAGGGCGGCCUCUGUUGCUCUCUUUCACUCACUGUGAGACUGUUGUUGCCGAAAACUCCAGAAAGUAUAAGUAGCUUGUUCGGAAGAUUUAUAUAUGAAUCGCCGAUUCCAUCUGGAGGUGAUCUUCGUCUCCUUUGGCACCAAAAACGUUCUACUCUGCCCGUCAAUCUGAAAGCUUUCUACCGGUGGGCGUCAGUCCAGGAGACUGGUGACAUGAUCUCACAGAUUGGGAAGUUCUUAACUGCAUUAGUUGUAUGACAAGAUACUAGGCAUUGGUUACGGAAGCAAGUGCUUAUGGUCGUCCAGAUUGGCAACGAAAUAAUCAAAGAAGAGUACAAAUUUUAUAUGCAUAUUGUCUUAAUUCCUUGAAAUUGGCUUCUUGUGGGAGAGAAUCACCAUGGUUUGGCCUAGUCUGCGAGUGGUUUCUUCUAUGCACAAGCGCAUCUCCCCAAGGUACUUCUCUAAUUCUUCAGAGUGGGACGGACUUUCAGCAGGAAAUUCAGCUCAUUUGCCGGGCAGCAUGGGGCAAGAUGGUACAAGCUCUUCAUGGAGAAAGUCUCUUUCACAUGUGUGUGUGGCUGUAGUAUCUUCAUUCCUGUUUGGUUACCAUCUAGGAGUUGUCAAUGAAACACUUGAGACCAUGUCUUUGGAUCUUGGAUUUGAUGGAGAUACACUAGCUGAAGGUCUGGUUGUGAGCAUUUGUCUGGUUGGUGCAUUCCUUGGAUGUAUGCUUAGUGGUUGGAUUGCAGAUGGGGUUGGUCGUCGCAGGGCAUUCCAGUUGAGUGCAUUACCAAUGAUAAUUGGAGCAUUUUUGAGUGCAACAACACCACGUUUGGAUGGUAUGCUUCUUGGACGAUUUCUUGUUGGUAUUGGGAUGGGACUGGGUCCAGCUGUGGCUUCUCUUUAUGUUACUGAGGUUUCUCCCUCUUCUGUCAGAGGCACAUAUGGUAGCUUUAUUCAGAUUGCAACAUGUCUUGGUAUCAUAAUGGCUCUUUUUAUUGGAAUUCCAUCAAAAGAAACUCCUGGAUGGUGGCGGCUUUGUUUCUGGGUAUCUAUCAUCCCAGCUACAAUAUUAGCCCUUGGCAUGGAACUCUGUGCCGAGAGUCCUCAGUGGCUUUACAAGAAAGGGAGAUGCAAUGAAGCUGAAGCAGAGCUUGAGAGGCUCUUAAGUGGAGCUCAUGUGAAACUUGCAAUUGCAGAAUUGUCACGCUUAGACAAGGGGGAUGAUGCUGAGAGUCUGAGGCUGUCAGAGUUGCUUUAUGGUCGUCAUUUCAAAGUUGUGAUGAUUGGAUCUAUAUUGUUCGGAUUACAGCAGCUGUCUGGGAUAAAUGCAGUCUUUUACUUUUCAUCAGCUGUUUUCAAAAGGGCUGGUGUACCCUCGAACCUUGCAAAUGUUUGUGUUGGUUUAUCCAACUUGACAGGUUCAAUUGUUGCUAUGCUGUUGAUGGAUAAACUUGGGAGAAAGAUGCUUCUUCUAGGAAGCUUCCUUGGAAUGGCUGUAGCUCAGGGUCUUCAAGCAUCUGCUGCAGCAUUUUCUCUGCCAGACUACAUGGAGCCAUGCCUCUCCGUUGGUGGAAUAUUGUUGUUUGUGUUCACAUUUGCGCUUGGAGCUGGUCCUGUCCCAGGUCUCCUCUUGCCUGAAAUUUUCUCUAGCCGCAUCCGAGCUAAAGCUGUGGCUGUUUGUAUGUGUGUGCAUUGGGUUGUGAACUUCUUUGUGGGGCUGCUAUUCCUGCGCCUUUUGGAGCAACUUGGGGCUGAGGUCUUGUACUCCAUAUUUGCUUUUUUCUGCAUCUUAGCUGCGGUGUUCGUGAAGAGGAACGUAGUGGAGACCAAGGGGAAGUCCUUGCAGGAGAUCGAAGUUUCCCUCCUGGCUGCAUCAUAGUUUCGGUCGUUUUUCCUCUACUCGCUUUUUUUUUUUGUUCCUAUACAUAUCGUGCUGCCAUGUGUCAUAAGUAGGGGCGUCGUGCGGGAGGUUGAUUGUGUAUACCAUCUAGGACGGGGCCUUUUCUGCCAAGAAAAGUUUCAAUGAGAGUCCAUGUACAUUCUCAA
This is a messenger RNA of Nymphaea colorata (pocket water lily), 2063 nucleotides long. Its product is annotated as probable plastidic glucose transporter 2. Lineage: Eukaryota; Viridiplantae; Streptophyta; Magnoliopsida; Nymphaeales; Nymphaeaceae. The transcript has 15 exons. The record is from RefSeq and is a predicted model, not a curated record. Bases 412 to 1896 code for a protein of 494 amino acids. Gene Ontology annotation, biological process: monosaccharide transmembrane transport. Gene Ontology annotation, molecular function: hexose transmembrane transporter activity. Gene Ontology annotation, cellular component: membrane.